Molecule: messenger RNA, 925 nt
Organism: Ananas comosus (pineapple)
Lineage: Eukaryota; Viridiplantae; Streptophyta; Magnoliopsida; Poales; Bromeliaceae
Product: cyclin-U4-1-like
Exons: 2
Coding region: 148-819 (223 amino acids)
Biological process (GO): regulation of cyclin-dependent protein serine/threonine kinase activity
Molecular function (GO): protein kinase binding
Source: RefSeq, a predicted model, not a curated record
AAAUUUAACUCCUAAUUCUACUCCGAUUCUGCUCCUCUGACUAACUAUAAAUAACAACUCACGGUAAUCUCAAAACAUUCAUUAUACAAUUUAACAAUUAACAAUUUCUCUACUUGUUUCUCGUGCCCGAUCUCGCACCAACAAUCAAUGACGGAUCUCACGCCCUACCCCGACAGUCGCGAGAGAGUGAUCGACUUUCUCACCACAUAUCUCGAGAAGGUGACAAAGGAGAACGACGUGGACCGUCCCGGUACAAGACUGCAGGAGCGGGAGUCGGUGUUCGACAUGAUUACAAAGCCGAGGUAUGCGGCUCGCGCGUUCGUCACUCGCCUUCCGUCCCGCCUCCCCGACUGCGGCGCGCGUUCUUUCGUCGUCGCAUACAUCUACCUCAGCCGCUUCCUACGGAGGCAACGCGACACUAUCACUCUCGACUCCUUCAACGUCCGCCGCCUCCUUCUCACCAGCCUCCUUACUGCUACCAAAUUUGAGCUCGGAUUCGGCUACAACAAUUCCCUAUUUGCGAGAAUUGGACGGAUCAAAUUGAAGGACAUGAAUAAUAUGGAGAGUGCAUUUUUGGACGGCAUCGACUUCCACCGCACGGUCAGGGGCUGCGACUUCGACAACUUCUGGAUGCUUCUUUAUUAUUAUCAUGAAUUCACUACAACAGGGAACUUGGAGAUUGCUCAACUGAUACCCUCUGCUUCUGCGCCGUCAAACACGGAGAUUUCACAACCGAUAUCCUCUGCUAUUGCACCUACAGCGACCCUAGUGUUGCCUUGCUGCAUUUACGUGGGAGCUGCUUGCAACUGCUCCGAGUAGAAGCUGCUUGAGUUACUGUGAUAUUAGGAGUACAGUAAUUCUCGUGCUCCUAAUUUUUUAAUCAUUCAUCAAUUUUGAUGGGUGAUUAGGAUGAGAGAGAAAGAGA